This is a messenger RNA of Nerophis lumbriciformis (worm pipefish), 681 nucleotides long. The record is from RefSeq and is a predicted model, not a curated record. Lineage: Eukaryota; Metazoa; Chordata; Actinopteri; Syngnathiformes; Syngnathidae.
AUGGGGUCGUGGCAGGCACGUCCGGACCACCAGCGUCACUAUGAAGAAUUGGCCCAAAAAACGGGAUUUUCCACAGAACAGAUCAAAAAUCUCCACAAAAGAUUUCAACAACUCAGCGGAAAUCAGGAGACUAUAAGCAGAGAAAAUCUGGAGAACAUUCCCGCACUGGCCAACAAUCCCAUCAAGAAGCAAAUAAUUGAUGCCUUCUUUGACAAAAGGAAUCAACAGGACGGUGAGUCGGGCUGCCUGGAGGAGAUCACCUUGGGACACUUCCUGAUGGUCAUGAGUCAUUUUCGUCCCCCCCAGCACAAAAGCAGCGAAGACGAACGCCAUGCCAUCAGGAGGCAGAAGUUACGCUUUUUGUUCAACAUGCACGACACCGACAGCGAUGGCACCAUCACGCUAGCCGAGUACAGGAAGGUUGUGGAGGAGCUGCUAUCCAAAAGCGGUGCCAUUGGGCAUGAGGCAGCCAAGAUCAUCGCCGACGCAGCCAUGUUGGAAGUGGCCAGCACCAACGUACCACACAUGGCACCGGAUGAAUUCUACGAGGGGAUUACCUUCGAGCAUUUUGAGCAGAUUCUGAAUGGACUGGAGAUGGAGUCACGCAUGCACAUCCGCUUUCUGGACGUGGCCACCACCACCAUGCGCUGUGGAAAAGGCAGCUCCUCAUCAACUUAUUAA